AUGCAUUCGUCGUUCACGAUUCUAUUCUUUCUCAUCUUUGCUACAGCGAACAUUUUCGCCGCCACCACCGAAACUACAAGCGAUGAAGAAUCCGUUACUGUGAAAGGACAGCUGAAAAUUACGGACAAUAGCGAUGAGGAGAUUGUGGACGAUGCUGAGGACGGAAAGCAGUUUGAUGAGACACUCCUUGAUCAAUUGGCUUCUUUUCGUAUUGCGAAGGAGUAUCUACGUCGAAAAAUCGCCGACGAACAAAAUCAACAACGUUCGAAAGAGAUUUUCCCUCUUACCGGACUUGAGAAGAGAUAA
This is a messenger RNA of Necator americanus (New World hookworm), 306 nucleotides long. RefSeq lists its product as uncharacterized. Bases 1 to 306 code for a protein of 101 amino acids. NCBI's taxonomy places the organism in Eukaryota, Metazoa, Nematoda, Chromadorea, Rhabditida, Ancylostomatidae. The record is from RefSeq and is a predicted model, not a curated record. The transcript has 3 exons.